Messenger RNA from Fusarium poae, 867 nucleotides. RefSeq lists its product as uncharacterized. NCBI's taxonomy places the organism in Eukaryota, Fungi, Ascomycota, Sordariomycetes, Hypocreales, Nectriaceae. The record is from RefSeq and is a predicted model, not a curated record. The transcript has a single exon. The coding region runs from base 1 to 867 and encodes 288 amino acids.
AUGAUAAAUCCCACCAGUAAUUCUGGCCCAAGAAUUUCUUUUUUCUUGUCGUUGCCAGGAGAGCUUCGUCUUGGCGUCUAUCGCCACCUUCUCGUCUCUCAAAAUCUCCCUGUCCUCUGCUCCACCGCAGCUGCUGGCGGCUUUCGCGUUCUGGCUGAGGAAUUGUACGAUUUGGACCUCGGGAUACAUCCGCAGAUUCUACAAACAUGCAAGGCAAUCAACCGAGAAGCGACGCAGAUUCUAUAUGCGGAUAAUGUCUUCCGGAGAAAGGUUUACUGGCCGCAUUCUUGGGGAAGGAGGGGAGACAGGAGGCCUUUGCCUCUAAAGGAAUCUUCGCCCAUCAGUCACAUCAAUUUGCAAAGCAUCACGAAAAUCCGCAUCUUUCGGGAAUACCGUAAAUGGCUGCGCGAUGGAAGAAUGAGAGUUUUGGAUGAGUUUCCCUCGUUGAGGGAGUUGCAGGUCCACCUCGACAUGAAUGACGACCGGGACGUGUCCUUGGUAUACAAAGAUGCUUUGAGAUCAAUUCAUCUUCACCAUCGUCAACUUCCUUGCCUCAAGUUCAAAAUGCGCCUGGCAUUCGACCAAGCUUACAAAGACUGGUGCAACGAAUACACAGGUCGCCCGAUGGGUUUCAGUCUCCACCUGCGAAAAAAGGCAGAAUUGGAAAAUUGGUUUCAGAGAGAGGAUAAUAUAUUUGCCGACAAAAAGAUCACAUGGCAUUUUCUAAUAGAAUUGUCUAGCCAUGUUGGGCCAUCGGCAGUCAUCAUGUUCUCAACGGCUGCAUCCCAAUCGAGGGAACAGGCCGAUAAUAUAUCGUGCUGCAUCGAUGUCGAUGGCAAAACUACAUGGAGUAAACUACCGAUGUGA